Molecule: messenger RNA, 258 nt
Organism: Pelobates cultripes (western spadefoot toad)
Lineage: Eukaryota; Metazoa; Chordata; Amphibia; Anura; Pelobatidae
Source: the annotation of a GenBank genome assembly
AUGGACGAAGAAUCAGCUACGGAUUUUGAACUGCUUCUUUCUCCUUCUAUCUUGGAUUCUCGUCAUAGCUCAGUUGGGAUGGAUAUUGAGCAGAAGACAGUUUUUGCCUUUGUCAUCUUCUUACUGGUCUUCUUGGUCAUUCUUAUGGUACGCUGCUUUCGAAUACUACUGGACCCCUAUAGCAGAAUGCCAGCCUCUUCCUGGAAUGACCAUAAAGAAGGUCUCGAGAGAAGCCAGUUUGGUUAUGCCUUAGUGUAG